Molecule: messenger RNA, 5972 nt
Organism: Oncorhynchus gorbuscha (pink salmon)
Lineage: Eukaryota; Metazoa; Chordata; Actinopteri; Salmoniformes; Salmonidae
Exons: 47
Coding region: 50-5677 (1875 amino acids)
Cellular component (GO): extracellular matrix
Molecular function (GO): protein dimerization activity
Source: RefSeq, a predicted model, not a curated record
GAAGAGUACCUGUUCAGGUGGACCAGGACGACUCGUUAGAAGAACCAUCAUGGCACUCCAAUGGGUGAAGCCGUGGAUCGCUCUGCUCUUCGGACUAUCUGCUGCACAUUCUGAGACUGUUAUGAUUCCAGACAUGACUUCCAUUGGGAGUCUAUAUGAUUCCAAACUGCAAAUCGUAUCAGCAGGAGUGAGUCCCACUCAUAACGGGCAGGUCUGCAGCACAUGGGGUAACUACCACUACAAAACCUACGAUGGAGACCUCUUCCAGCUGCCCUACACCUGUAACUACGUGCUGUCGUCAUUGUGUAAGAGCAGCAGCGGCUACGAGGCCUUUAACAUUCAGCUGCAGCGCGGGGAGGUAGAUGGGCUGCCCACCAUCACCAAGGUUUCUUUGAAGCUGGAUGGAACCUUCGUGGAGCUGGCCAACGGUAACGUCAGCGUCAACGGAUUACAGGUCACCAUACCGUUUGGUCAGUUUAACGUCUUCAUUGAGAGGACCGUUUCCUAUGUGAAGAUCACAGCCAAGCUGGGGUUAGUCAUCAUGUGGAAUGAAGAUGAUUCCCUCUGGGUGGAGCUGGACUCAAAGUUCCAGAAUCAGACAUGUGGGCUGUGUGGAGACUUCAACGGAGUCCAGAACGAGUUCAAUAGGAAUGAUGAUGAUCUGAAGAUAAUCGACUAUGCUGAUAUUUGGAAGAUGAAUGGCCCAACAGAAACCUGUACAGAAAUCCCUGUUCACACUGAGCAGUGUGAAGACCAGACCAAAUUUUGUGAACAGCUUCUCAUCAGUCCUGCCUUCAGUAGCUGUAAGGACCUGAUUGCCACAGACUCCUUCAUCAAGGCCUGUGCAGAAGACAUGUGUCACUGUGGCAACAGCAGCAGCAGUGUCACCUGCGCCUGUCCCACCAUGUCAGAGUACUCCCGCCAGUGUGCUCACGCAGGGGGGAAACCCCAGGAGUGGAAGACCGACCAGUUCUGCUUGGAGACGUGUCCUGUAAGCAUGCAGUACCAGGAGUGUGGUAGUCCCUGCACUGAUACCUGCUCCAACCCAAUGAGGAACCAGCAUUGUGAGGAACACUGCACCGACGGAUGCUUCUGCCCUGCUGGAACCGUGUUCAAUGACAUCACUCAGACUGGCUGUGUAGCUGUGAACCAGUGCUCUUGUCUCCACAAUGGACAAUCUUACCAGCCUGGACAAUCAUUCUCAAGAACAUGCCACAAAUGUACCUGUAUCCAAGGCCAGUGGAGUUGUAUGGAUCUAGAUUGCCCUGCUACCUGCUCCAUAGUGGGAGGUUCCCACAUCACCACCUACGAUGGGAAAGCCUACACCUUCCAUGGAGACUGCUCAUAUGUCCUGUCCAAGCAAACCAACAAGACUGCUUUCACAGUCCUGGGUGACAUAGUGAAAUGUGGGAAGACGGACAUUGAGACCUGCCUAAGAUCUGUAACCCUGGUGACUCCAGAGUCCACGAUGAUCGUUAUCGAUGCCAGUGGAAGGGUCUUUGUCAACAAGAUGUUUUCUCAGAUGCCGCUUUUCAUGGCUGAUGUAAGGGUCUUUCAGCCCUCUACGUUCUACAUCGUUGUGCAUACCUCUUAUGGGCUCCGUCUAGAGGUCCAGCUAACACCUAUAAUGCAGGUCUACAUCGUAGCUAGCAGUUCACACAAAGAAAAAACCCAGGGUCUUUGCGGAGACUUUAACGGUGUCCAAGCUGAUGACUUCAGAACCAUCAAUGGACUCGUGGAAGGAACCGCUGUGACGUUCGCCAACACUUGGAAGACCAAAGCAAGCUGUCCUGAUGUGGCACAGAACUUUGAGAUGCCAUGCAGUCUGAGUGUAGAGAACGAGAGAUAUGCCAAGUACUGGUGCUCAAUGCUGUCAGAUAGUAAAGGAAUAUUUUCCCAAUGCCACACUGAGAUCAACCCAAAUUACUACAAGGAAAUCUGUGUAUUUGACAGUUGUAACUGUGAGAGGAGUGAGGAGUGCAUGUGUGCUGCGGUCUCCUCCUACGUCCAUGCAUGUGCUGCUGCAGGCGUCCUGCUCAGUGGAUGGAGAAACACCACCUGUGGGAAGUACUCCUCCAGCUGCCCUGACACGAUGGUCUAUGACUACACCAUGACCAGCUGUGACCGCACCUGUCAUUCACUGAGCCAGACAGACUUCACCUGCCAGUUAGACCAUGUGUCUGUGGACGGCUGUGGCUGUGCCGAGGGAACCUACCUGAACGACCAGGGAGAGUGUGUCCCUGCCUCACGCUGCUCCUGCUACAAUAAGGGCACAGUAGUACCCCCUGGAGAGGUCACCAGGAUCUAUGGGGCUACAUGCUCUUGCAGACAAGGGAAAUUAAGCUGUACUGGAGAACCACAACAUUUAUCCUGUGAAGAACCAAUGGGUUUCUUCAACUGUUCUAGUGCAGGGCCCGGAGCCAAGGGCUCAGAGUGCCAGAAGAGCUGUCAAACACUAGACAGUCACUGUAUCAGUGCAGAUUGUGUGUCAGGCUGUGUAUGUCCUGAUGGUCUGCUGUCUGAUGGAAACGGAGGAUGCAUCAAGGAAGACCUAUGUCCCUGUUCUCACAAUGGAGUCUACUACCAACCUGGACAUGUGCUCAAAGUAGACUGCAAUACCUGCACUUGCGAAGGCAGAAAAUGGCAGUGUACCAAUAAGCAGUGUGAUGGGAUGUGUGCCAUAUAUGGAGAUGGGCAUUUCAUCACUUUUGAUGAGGAAAGGUUCACUUUCAAUGGAGAUUGUGAAUACAUUCUUACUCAGGACUACUGCAGCAACAAUCCAAAAGGUACCUUUAGAGUGAUCACAGAGAACAUUCCCUGUGGAACCACCGGCACCACCUGUUCCAAGGCCAUCAAGCUCUUCUUGGGGGUAGGAACUACUGUUCAUAAACAGCUUCAGACAUGCAUUAAAGAAGCUGCGAAGGACCACUAUGGGGAGGAGUCAGAAGCUGCGACGGACCACUAUGGGGAGGAGUCAGAAGCUGUGAAAACCAACUAUGGGGAGGAGUCAGAAGCUGUGAAGGACCACUAUGGGGAGGAGUCAGAAGCUAGUGCGUACAAGGCAGGAAGGACAGACGAGUCGUUUCUCAUUCAGAAACCUGCCAUCCGAGCCAAAUUAGAGACACGAGCAGAUUCGCUUCAGGGGACCAACCCUGGGCAGCCGUCCGGUCUGCUGUUCAGAGAUGGAAAGAAGCGUAUAGAUUACAUCCUGGUCUAUAGGAAGUCCAGUCCUCUGGUGGAAAAGAGAGUCACCUUUGAGAGGAACCUGAGAGCUGAGGGGCUGAUGCUGGAGAAAGUGUCGUCUCUAACCAACACGGACAUCAUGUUUGUGAAGGUCCACGUUCCCUGGGACACACUCUGUAAAUACGCUGAGCAGAUGAAUAUCAGGAUGCCAUUCAGAAAAAAAAGGUACUUUACGGAUUGGAAGAGCAAAGUUAUAGGCAGGCAAAUAAAGAGUUGGUUACCCAGCAACCCCAUGAAGCUGGACAAAGAGGCCCUACCUGACCUAGAGGAGACAGACUGCUAUACAGCCCCCUUCAGCAGGGCACGCAUGCACCAUUUUACCAUCAACAACAGACAGACGUUCUUCUCCAACUCCACCAGAAGCAGAAUAGUCCACCAUGUUCUCCAACGCACCAAGUAUGAGGACGGGAAGUCUAAGAUGGGCAUCAACAGGUUAUUGGGCAAUGGGACAUAUGAGGCGGCAUUUCCUCCACACGAGGGUGGCUAUAGGAGCCGACACCCUAUUAAUACCCACGGUGCCCAGAACCACAGACACCUGCUGUACGAGAGGUGGGCUCGCUGGGGCAUGUGGUACAAGUACCAACCUCUCGACCUUAUCAGGCGUUACUUUGGGGAGAAGAUUGGGCUUUACUUUGCCUGGUUGGGCUGGUACACUGGCAUGCUGAUCCCUGCAGCUCUGGUGGGUCUCUUCGUCUUCCUCUACGGACUCCUUACUAUGGACACUAGUCAAGUCAGUAAAGAGAUCUGUGAGGCCAACACAACAAUCAUGUGUCCCAUGUGUGAGCAGAACUGCAAACCCUGGAAACUCAGUGACAGCUGUGUCUAUGCUAAGGUGACCCAUCUCUUUGACAAUGGAGGAACUGUGUUCUUUGCUAUCUUCAUGGCUAUAUGGGCCACGGUGUUCCUGGAGUUCUGGAAGAGGAGGAGGGCGGAGCUGACGUAUGACUGGGACCUCAUCGACUGGGAGGAGGAAGAGGAGAAUCUGCGGCCCCAGUUCGAAGCCAAGUACUCCAGGUUAGAGAGAGUAAACCAUAUCUCUGGCAAGCCGGAGCCCUUCCAGCCCUUCACUGACAAACUCAGCAGACUCAUGAUCUCUGUGUCUGGCAUCUUCUUCAUGAUUUCUCUGGUCCUGACAGCUGUGUUUGCGGUGGUGGUGUUCCGACUGAUUGCCAUGGAGAAGUUUGCAUCGAUCGACUGGGAGUUUGUCAAGAAGAACUGGCAGUUUGCCACCUCUGGAACGGGAGUCUGUAUCAACUUCAUGAUCAUCAUGUCUCUCAAUGUGGUAUAUGAAAAGGUGGCUUACCUUCUCACCAAUUUAGAACACCCACGGACUGAGUCAGAAUGGGAGAACAGUUUUGCUCUCAAGAUGUUUCUCUUCCAGUUUGUAAACUUGAACAGCUCUACGUUCUACAUCGCUUUCUUCCUUGGAAGGUUCGCCGGCAGACCAGGGAAAUAUAACAAACUGUUCAAUAGAUGGAGACUGGAGGAGUGCCACCCCAGUGGCUGUCUGAUCGAUCUGUGUCUACAAAUGGGAGUCAUCAUGAUACUGAAACAGAUCUGGAACAACUUCAUGGAGCUGGGUUAUCCUCUGCUUCAGAACUGGUGGUCUCGCAGGAAAAUGAAGCGGACAGAGAGUAAGGAGAGGACAGGAGGGGGACAGAAUGUGGAGAACAAAGUACAGCUUCCUCAGUGGGACAAAGACUGGAACCUGCAGCCCAUGAACGCCCACGGACUGUUGGAUGAGUACCUGGAGAUGGUUCUCCAGUUUGGUUUCAUCACCAUCUUUGUAGCUGCGUUCCCAUUGGCUCCUCUACUGGCUCUGCUCAACAACAUCAUUGAGAUCCGUCUGGAUGCCUACAAGUUUGUCACUCAGUGGAGGAGACCCAUGCCUGCCAGAGCCACGGACAUAGGUAUCUGGCACGGUAUCCUGGAGGGGAUCGGCGUUCUGGCUGUCAUCACCAACGCCUUCGUCAUCGCCAUCACCUCCGACUACAUCCCCCGCUUCGUCUACGCGUUCAAAUACGGACCCUGUGUGGACAAGGGAUAUCGUCAGGACGAAUGUCUGCGAGGCUACAUGAACAGCAGUCUGUCUGUGUUCGACAUGGGCGAACCCUGGAACGUGAGUGAGGAGAGUAGAUACUGCAGGUACAGAGACUACAGAGCCUCUCCCUGGAGCCCAGUACCAUACGACUUCACUCUGCAGUUCUGGCACGUCCUGGCUGCAAGACUGGCCUUCAUCAUCGUCUUCGAGCACCUGGUGUUCGCCGUCAAGUCGUUCAUCGCGUACCUGAUCCCGGACGUGCCCAAGAGUCUGUGUGACCGCAUGCGGCGGGAGAAGUACCUGACGCAGGAGAUGAUCUAUGAAGCAGAACUGGAGCACCUGCAGGAGGAGAGGAAGACGCACGGCAGGAGAUAUCACCACGAGUGGCCUUAGUGUCAGUCAUGUUACGUCCCCCUGUACUACAUACAGUACCUCGUCUGCAGGGAUAGAGGAUGGGGAUGUAGGUGCUGCACACCUACAGCAUAUACACUCAUAUAUACAGUACCUCGUCUGCAGGGAUAGAGGAUGGGGAUGUAGGUGCUGCACACCUACAGCAUAUACACUCAUAUAUACAGUACCUCGUCUGCAGGGAUAGAGGAUGGGGAUGUAGGUGCUGCACACCUACAGCAUAUACACUCAUAUAUACAGUACACUAACAUACUCUCUCUCACACACCAAUACACACACA